AUGACAAAGGGACAUAUUAGGGCGUUAAUAACCGGGACUUCGGGUAAUUUGGGAAUAAAUAUUGCCAAGAGACUCAUUAAGGAAGUCCCUGCAGAUAUUAGACUUACAAUUAUUGUCACAUCACGAACACUAGCAAAUGCGAAUCAAACUAUAGCGCAGUUGAACGAGUACAAUCUGCAAGAGGUUAGGAGAGAAGGAGUGCUAGACUUCGAUUAUUCGUUGCUGGAUUUCACCGAUAUGGUGUCAAUUUUAGCUGCUGUUUACGAAUUGAGCAAAUCUCAUGAAUGCCUUGAUUAUGUCUUUCUUAAUGCAGCCCAGGGCGUUUACGAUGGAAUUGAUUGGAUUGGUGCAACAGUUGAAUGUUGUACAAACCCAAUCAAAGGUGUCACUUACCCAACCUAUAAGAUCCAAAGAGUUGGUGUGAAGUCCAACGACGGUUUAGGGUUGGUUUUCCAAGCAAACGUUUUCGGCCCUUACUAUUUCAUCCAUAAGUUGAUCCAGUAUAAAAUGUUUGAAAAAUCUGUUGAUGCAAGGAUAAUUUGGAUAAGUAGUGUCAUGUCUAAACCAUCAUACUUAUCGAUGGAUGAUCUACAACUAUUGAAAUCACAUGAAAGUUAUGAAGGAUCCAAGAGAUUAAUUGAUUUGAUCCAUUUAGCAACAUAUGAGAAACUAGAAAAACAAUACGGUAUAAAGCAGUACCUAACACAUCCUGGUAUUCUAACAUCGUUUUCAUUUUUCAAGUUCUUGAAUCCAUUCACUUAUUAUGGUAUGUUGCUUCUCUUUUACAUUGCCAGAUUAUUAGGUUCACCUUGGCACAAUAUCCAUGGUUGGAUCGCAGCAAACUCUCAAAUCUUCACCUCUCUAUAUGCAAAUCCAAGCGAUGAUUUGCAGAAUGUUAAAUAUGGUAGUGCCAGUCGCUGGAAUGGGAGGGAGUAUAUUAAAAUUGAAGAGAUUGAUCCUACUGGCAAAGAAGAUGUCUUGAAGUAUUUUGAAGUUUUAACGUCCGAAUGGGAUCUAAAGCUAAAAGACCAGAUAGUGAACACUAGAUGCUCUAGUUUCAGUGAUUUAAUGGAGACAAAGUAA
Messenger RNA from Pichia kudriavzevii, 1083 nucleotides. RefSeq lists its product as uncharacterized. Gene Ontology annotation, biological process: ergosterol biosynthetic process. Lineage: Eukaryota; Fungi; Ascomycota; Pichiomycetes; Pichiales; Pichiaceae. Gene Ontology annotation, molecular function: 3-beta-hydroxysteroid 3-dehydrogenase (NADP+) activity. The record is from RefSeq and is a predicted model, not a curated record. Gene Ontology annotation, cellular component: mitochondrial outer membrane; endoplasmic reticulum membrane; lipid droplet. The transcript has a single exon. Bases 1 to 1083 code for a protein of 360 amino acids.